UUAUCUAUCCAUUUGACAGUUGACAAGUGAAGCGACAUGAAUCAUGAAAUCCAUGCAAUAAUUUAACAAACUUCUACUACAUGAUCGCCCUUUAAUCGUGAUGGCUACUCUUACUGCGAGAAGAAAGCGUGUUUUUGAUUCGGUAUUCAAAAAGCCCGAGAUUUCAGAACCAACCCCGGCCGCGAGCCCAACAGAUAGCUUCAUAACUCCAAGCCAACCAUUCGAAAGACCAGAUGGUUUCAAUAAUGAACCAAAAAGAACUUCUUCAUCAAAUACGACCAGCUCGCAAGAGCUUAGUGGACCUAUUGGAGAUCAAUCUGUAGACCAAGUUCGUGAUCAAAUCCAGUGGGAUAGAUCUUGGCAUACCGUUACUUAUCGUCUCCAACUUUCGGAUGUACCACCAGAUCCAAGUUCUAUCGAGGCUCUUGAAUCCCCAUCUUUACCGCCUGAUCCAUCCUUUGAUGUUGCUUUAAAGGAUGUCCUGGAUUCUGCUAGGCGCUUGCCGUUUGCCAUGCAUACGGAAGAUCUUCUUGUUUGGCACACCCAGCAAGUCCGUAGACAUCUUCUCCAUCAAAUCUUGCCGAUAUUGCAAGGAUGCACUGAUGCUGAAGGCCCCGAGUCAUUGGUUUUUGGCAGUGUAAGGAUAUUAGAUUAUGCUCAUCGUAGAUACUUGCAUGGGCUGUCGAUCAUUCUCAAACAAGUUGAUCUUUUGACUCCCGGGCUCUCGCGGAUAGUGCUCGAGAAAUUUCGACGGGAUCUACAUGCUAUUCUUAGCAAUUCACUUACAGUUCAGCUUGUCACUGCAAUAAAGACAGUUCUCGAAAAUUAUGUUUCUUCUAUCCUUGGGCUGCAGGGCGGAGAAGGGUCUGGUAUUGCACCUAUUGGUGCGAGGACAGAUGAAGUUUGCAAGGAGAUGCUCAACCUCGUCGAAUCGUUGCAUAAAGUUGGCCUGGCAGGGGAGAAUUUCCAGGUGAUCUUCGCCGAAAUCAUGAAUCAGUCCAUGACUAAAUAUGUCAAUCGAGGUUGUAGGGGACUGUGGUCUUCCAACGAAAUAAACAUGACUCCCGAAGAUGGUGAUAGAAGAAACUCUGUACUUCCACGAACGGCACAUCACGUAUCACCGUCCAACUGCGUAACAGACCUUUGCAGCUGGAUUGAAGAUCGAUAUUCUAAACUUGCAGUUUUGGUCUUCAAAGUUAUAGACAAUGUUGAAGUGGCUUGGAGCGACAUGGAAAAAUGGAAGGAAAUGAGCAUUGGUCGUCUUGCAGCACUCAGGACGGAUGAGCUGUUUGAUAUCGUCGUCAAUUGGCCAAACAGCAAUGGAGCAUUGCACGACCUCCGAACAACUAUAACCACACCUCAAAGACGUUUGCAUUUGACAGAAGUUUUCGCAGCCACUUUGAAAGAGAGGCUGCUGCACCCUGGGGCUUCUACGUUACUGAUCUUGCAAACAUACAUCUCAAUGAUAUGGUCAUUCCACUCGCUUGACCACUCGAAGGUACUCUUAGAUCGUGUAGCAUAUCCAUUACAGGUAUACCUGUGCUCACGAGAAGAUACAGUCCGAAUAAUUAUCACAGGACUGCUCUCGGACACCGUAGAUGCGCAAGGAAAUCCCAUAGAACCUGGUGGGGAUAGACUCAUUGAGCUGGCCCACUUACUAAAUGAAGAUUCAGAGCAGUCGGGACGAAAGAUUGACGAUGAAGAAUUAGACUGGCAUGAUAUGGAAUGGGCACCUGAUCCUGUAGAUGCGGGACCAGGAUACAAGAGGUCUAAAAAUGCCGAUAUCAUCGGGACAUUGAUUGGCUUUUUCGGAUCUCAAGAUGUUUUUAUCAAAGAAUUUCAGAAUAUCAUUAGUGAAAAUCUUCUGAAGAAUGACGGGGCUUUCGAAAAAGAGGUAUGUAUUUACUCGAUUCCCAUUCUCAAACAAAUGGUUCUCAUGCCGCUUCAGAUCAAAGUCCUCGAACUACUCAAAUCCCGCUUUGGGGAAUCUCCACUACAAAGUUGCGAAGUAAUGCUAAAAGAUAUUCUCGAUUCCGUGCGGCUUGACCUCGCUAUCCACAAAACUCAAGAGCUCAGUCUUGCAGAAAGGAAAGCCACGCCUCCCCCGCCAAGUCAACCAAUUCUGCAUACCAAAAUUCUUUCCCGUCUCUUCUGGCCUCCUCUUCAAGAAGCCUCCUUCACUCUCCCUGCCCAAAUUACUAAUCUUCAAUCCCACUACUCCACGGCCUUUUCCUCUCUCAAACCCGCCAGAAAACUCACUUGGCUCCCUGCGCUUGGUCAUACAACCGUCGAACUCGAACUGGCUGAUCGUACCGUGGUAGAAGAAUGUACGACUUGGCAAGCCACUGUAAUUUCCUGUUUCCACAGUGAAACAAGCGGCAUCGACGCAGAUGAAAAAGUUGACUUGAGCAAAAGCAUCGAAGAAUUAACCUCAGAACUACAAAUGGAAUCUACUUUAAUCCUUUCCGCUCUUAAAUUUUGGGUUUCCAAGCUCGUUCUUCAUGAGUUCCCCCCCAACUCCCAAAUUUAUUCCGUUCUCGAAACUUUGAAUGCAUCAGAGCGUGCGCGUUCCGAUGCUCUUGCCUCGGCGACAGCCAAUGCUGAUAAUAACGAUGAUGAAGGAGAAGGGGAAAAGGGGGAAAAGGGUAUUACGGGUGAACAUGCAAAGGUUUAUUGGCAGUUUGUCCAGAGUAUGUUGACGAAUAGCUCGAGUCAGAUGGGAGCGCCGCAGAUUGCUAUGAUGCUAAAAAUGUUGAUCGCAGAGGGCUUUCCGUAUAGCAAUGAGGAGUUGCUAGAGUGGUUGGGUGGGAAGGUAGAGGAGGGGGCGUUGGAGUGUGCAGGGGGUCGGUAUAGGUUGAGGAAGUAAAGGGUGGUGAAGUGAGCGUCCUUUGCGAAACACAGUAACGCGUCGAUCAUCGCGUCUAAUUUCAGCAAUACUAUAUCUGCCUGAACAUUUUAAUUUCAAAAACAUCAAUAAACUCCAGUUGCGAUCACCCUUGAGCGCAGUGAUAUAAAGUUCUGAUUCUCGCAUAUCUA
Sclerotinia trifoliorum is the source of this 3036-nucleotide messenger RNA. The record is from the annotation of a GenBank genome assembly. Lineage: Eukaryota; Fungi; Ascomycota; Leotiomycetes; Helotiales; Sclerotiniaceae.